UCUGCUUCUCUAUAAAAGCUGCCGCAGCGCAUCGGUUGAGCAGAAGCACUGCAGAGUUUUUUCUGGCAGAUACUCUCAACAGAUCCAACAACCAUGAAGGUCCUCGCUGUCCUGGUUCUAGCCGUUUUCACAGGCUCCAAUGCCAACCUCUUCUAUGCUGAUGCACCCACGCCCCAGCUGGAGGUGCUGACUGAUGCCUUCUGGGAUUACGUCGCCAAAGCCACUCAGACCGCCGAUGACACUAUCCAGAUGAUCAAGAGGUCUCAGUUGGGACAGGACAUCAGUGCUCGGCUGACCGAUGGCACUGACAUGGCCAACCAGUACGCCGUCACCCUGCACAAGCAGCUCCCCCCUGUGGCCAAGGACCUGAUUGCCAAGGUGAGCGCUGAGGCAGAUAUCCUGAAGGAGCGCGUGACCCUGGAGCUGAACGCCGUCCGUGAGAAGAUGGAGCCCUACACCAACACCAUGAGGGCCCAGGUCCAGGAGAGAAUUGAGCAACUUCAGUCAGACCUCAACCACCUUCUCACCAUGGAUUCCGAGACCCUCAAGACCGAACUCAUGAGGAGGAGCGAGGUGAUCAAGGCCAACCUGGAGCAGAGCGUGGCUGAUCUGCAGGCUCAGCUGGGGCCCCACACCGAAGACCUGAAGGAGAAGGUGGAGGAGCACCUUCAGCUCUUUAAGGACAACGUGUCCCCAAUGGCUGAGAAAGUCCAGAUUGAGCUGACCCAUAGAGCCCAGCAGGUGAAAGACCUGGCCACCCCUUACGUCGGAGAGUUGAAGGACACCCUGGACCCCUACACCCAGGACCUCCAGGCUCAACUGAUUGCCCUCUACGAGUCCUUUGUCAAAAGCAACUAAGUCUACUACCGCAUUAACAACAAUAAACUGAGCACACAAGUAUACAGUUCUCCCAAAGGGGCUACGCAAACUCAUCAGUAUCUACAAAUGUUCAUUGUUUACAGUAGUACUCAGUGUUGGUCUGUUCCACGCAGUCUUCCAUUACAAUUAAAAUAAAGCUCUUCCCAAAAAAACAAAACAAAAGAAAAAAGCUAA
Phyllopteryx taeniolatus (common seadragon) is the source of this 1053-nucleotide messenger RNA. It is a transcript of the gene apoa4b.2, whose product is annotated as apolipoprotein A-IV b, tandem duplicate 2. The transcript is spliced from 4 exons. The record is from RefSeq and is a predicted model, not a curated record. Gene Ontology annotation, biological process: lipoprotein metabolic process; cholesterol efflux; phospholipid efflux. Bases 94 to 858 code for a protein of 254 amino acids. Gene Ontology annotation, cellular component: blood microparticle; chylomicron; high-density lipoprotein particle. Lineage: Eukaryota; Metazoa; Chordata; Actinopteri; Syngnathiformes; Syngnathidae. Gene Ontology annotation, molecular function: phospholipid binding; phosphatidylcholine-sterol O-acyltransferase activator activity; cholesterol binding.